Cinclus cinclus is the source of this 4800-nucleotide messenger RNA. RefSeq names its product TOG array regulator of axonemal microtubules 1 (gene TOGARAM1). The record is from RefSeq and is a predicted model, not a curated record. Gene Ontology annotation, molecular function: microtubule binding. Lineage: Eukaryota; Metazoa; Chordata; Aves; Passeriformes; Cinclidae. Gene Ontology annotation, biological process: microtubule cytoskeleton organization. Gene Ontology annotation, cellular component: cytoplasmic microtubule; cilium. The transcript is spliced from 23 exons. Bases 1 to 4614 code for a protein of 1537 amino acids.
AUGGCGGAGCCGCCGCCCGGAGCCGCCGCACCGCGGGGCCGCGGCCGGGCCUGGGAGCGCGGCGGCUCCGCGCAGGACGGCGAUGACGGCGCGGAGUCCUCCCGCCCUGCUCACAACGGUUCGGGCGCGGAGCCCCUCGGUCCCGCUGUGAACAGUCCGGGCGCGGAUGCCGCCGGUCCCGCUGAGGACGGGCCGGGCACGGAGCCCUUCGGUCCCGCUGAGGACGGGCCGGGCACGGAGCCCCCCGGCUCCGCUCACAACGGUUCGGGCACGGAGGCUCCCGGCCCUCGGGAAGACGCGGAGCCGCCCGGCCCGCGGGAGGACUGGGCUCUCCCGGCGGGGCCGGAGCCGUCGCUGGUACCGCCGGAGCUCCGCGCGCGGCUGCUGGACCGGCGGGACUACCGCGGCCGUGCUCAGGCCGUGGAGCAGCUGCGGCGGGCGGUGGAGAGCUGCAGCCCCGCCGCGCUGGGCGCCGCGCCCGCCGCCGCGCUGCUGGGGCUGAUCGCGCUGCUGGACGCGCUGCUGCACGACCCCAACUUCGCGGUGGCUCGGGGGGCGCUGGAGGUGACCCGGCUGCUGGCGCUGCGCCUCGGCCGCCGCGUCCCGGCCGUGCUGGCCCCGCUGGUGCGCGCGGCCGCCCGGGCUCUCGGGGACGCGCAGCCGGCCAUGCGGCGGGACAGCGGGCGGCUGCUGCUGCGGCUGAUGGAGGCGGCCGGGCCGCGGCCCGUGCUGCGCCUGCUGCUGCAGGAGCGCCUGCUGCGGCACCGCAGCGCCCGGCUCCGCGAGGAGCUGCUCAACGCGUGCAUCGCCGCGCUGCUCACCUACCCCGCCGGCGAGCUGGACCUGCCCCGGCUGGCGGCCGCCCUGGCUCCGGCGCUGCUGGACGCCAAGCGCAGGGUCCGGCACGCUGCCAUGGAGGCGUUCGCCGCGCUGGCCUCGGCGCUGGGCCCCGGCGGCACCGGAGCGCUGCUCCGCGCCCUGGACGCCGUGGAGCUGCGGGCCGGCGGCGCGGGGGUCGUGCACGCCGUGCAGGCUCGGCUGGCCAGGAAGGUGCUGCCCAGGCUGGGCGAGCAGGGACUCGUGGAGUACGGCGUGCCCUCGUUGCCCUCCUCCGGACAAUGCCGAGGGUCGUGCCCGCCUCCCGGAGCCGACACCGAGUGGCUGCUGAUGGGCGGCAGGAGCCGGAGCGCGCACGGGAGCUGCGGGCACCUCGCCUGCCGCGACGCGCUGCACGGACCGGCUUGUGCCCAGCGGGGACUGAGCCCCAGGAGAGUCCUGAGCGCUGGCAGAGGCAAAAACAAGCUGCCCUGGGAGAACGAGCUGGCUGCGGACAGGGAAGGUGGCUCGGGAGUGAGGGUGCCUGUCGCGAAGGGUGUGGAGCAGGUACGCCCUCUCCAGGGAAUCCCAGGCAGUGCAGAUUUGUUUUCCAGCAGGAGCAAAGCUCCCAGGACUUUGCUUGAGCUGAACUCGGAGCAUUCUGCCCUUGCUGCUGGUGCUCUGGGCUCUCAUCAGCCCCAGAUCUCAGGGAGAUGUGGGACACUUGGACACCCACAGGCACGUGGGAAGAGUGGCAGUGUGGGCUCUGAUUUGCAGUUUUUGGGAUUAAAUAAUUGUCAGCAGGACAAAGUUUGUUCCAGCCUCAGUUUUUCCAGCAAGACCCAGAGAAGUUUUUGCACUCAGGCAGAACCCAUCAUGUCCUUCCAAGGUCCCAGUUCCAGCCAGGGCACCUUCAUCCUGCCCUCCUUCCCCUUGUCAUCCCCCAGGAACAGCCCCAAGCACCUCUCCUCUCCUGCUGCCUCUCCAGGGAAGUCCCAGGAGGAUCCCAGGAGCCUUUCCAGCUCCUGGCCUCUCAAAAGCUUCGAGGGGCUGCCUAAGCCUGGCUGCCAGAAGCAGCUGCUCAGCCAAAAGCUAGGAGACAACACAGGUGGGAAUCCCCCCCUGCAGCUGGAGAAGUCCUCUCUACAGCUAGACAAGCCCCCCCUGCAGCUGGAGAAGCCCCCCCUGCAGCUGAGGGCUGCCCUGGGCAGAGCCCCGGGGGUGCUGCGGGGGUCCCGGCCCGUGCCCCCCAUCCCACGCCUGCCCAGCCCCCGGGAGCCCCCUGGCAGCAGGGAGGGCACGGAGCUGGCAGCGGGGCUGGCCCAGCUGCACCUGGAGCCUGAGGACCAAGAAGAGAUGCAGAAUUCCCUGAGGUCCCUUCGGAACAGCGCAGCCAAGAAGAGGGCAAAGCUGAGCAGCAGCAUCGCCGACCCGGAGAGCUCCGCCUGUGGCCUGAAACUCGAAUUCUCCCGGGACUGCCCCUCCCAGGGCUCCUGCACCGGCCAGAGUUCCAUUUCCAGCCGGCAGCCCCCGGGCUCCCCCGGGGCCACGCUGCCCCCCAGGAGGAGAGUGAUGUCAGAUACUUUUCCAGCACUUGGCAGCAAAUCCCACCCUGCAAAAGUAUCUGCAGCAAGGCCCAGAGACACAGAGGGGGCAGAGCAUCACCCCAGCACAGGCCCUGCAGAGUCAGUGCCUGGUUUUGCACCGAAGAACGAUCUGGGUUUCACAUCUGAAGAUGUUGUUGUUGUUGUUGGCAGAGGUGUUUUUGGGAGCCCUCCUGCCCCAGCUCCCAGCCAGUCCAUGCCCUGUGUGGCCAAUGGCGAUGCCCAGGCUGCCAGGGAGGGAGCUGAGCCAGCCCCAGGGAGAAGCUUCCAGCAGAGCAGCACUUCCCAUUCCCACUGCCAUGCAGGGAAUGAAGGACAGAUAAAAGUGACCUUGUCAAAAUCUGCUCAGGAGAAGCUGAGGAGGAAGAGGAAAGAAGACAAAGAACACAACCAUAAAGAGCAGCAGGAAGGGAAAACCUUGGAAGGGAAGGAAGAAUUCCCUUGGGAAAGGAUAAGACUGAGUAUGAGUGAACCAGAGAAACUCACAGCAGAAAGGUUUAAUCUCUGUGGGGAUUUAUUGACAUCACCAAGAAAUGGAUCUUUGUCCUUAGAAAACGUGGCCUUGAACCCUUCCCUGAGAAGAACAUCCAGUUUGAAGAGGUCAAAGUGUUCAUCUUUGCUAGAUUCUGAGGUGACACAGAGCCCCGAGGUGCUGGACCCUGGUGAGCUGCAGCCCUUCCCCAGGCCUGACUCAGCACUGGCAGAGGCACUGGCACUGCUGGCUGACCACGACUGGGAGAAGAAAAUUGAAGGUCUGAACUUUGUCAGGUGCUUGUCUGCCUACCAUGCCCCUAUUCUGACUGCAAAGCUCCAUGAAACAACUCUGGCUGUGGCUCAAGAGGUCAAGAAUUUACGCUCAGGUGUUUCUCGAGCUGCUGUGGUCUGUUUAGGGGAUUUGUUCACCCACCUGAAAAAGAGCAUGGAUCAAGAACUAGAUAAUGCAGUAAAAGUCCUUUUGCACAAAGCUGGGGAAUCCAACACUUUUAUAAGGGAAGAGGUAGACAAGGCACUGAAGGCCAUGGUUAAUAAUGUGACUCCAGCACGUGCACUUUGUUCUCUUAUAAAUGGAGGGCAAAGCCACCUGCACUCAGCCGUGAGGAGAUGCACAGCCCAGCACCUGGGGAACAUCGUGGAGCGCUUGGGCCCCGAGCGCGUCCUGGCCGGAGCCAAGCCCGUGGCUGAGCGGCUGCUCCCGGCCACAGCCAGGUUUGUCCAGGACAGCUCCCAGCAGACACGGUACUACGGGAGGAGGAUGCUCUUCAGCAUGUUGGCUCACCCUGACUUGGAUAAAAUGCUGGAGAAGUUUGUGCCAGCCAAGGAUUUGCCUUACAUUAAGGAAACUGUUGGCAGCCUACGAGAGAAGGGCCUGGGGGAGAUGCCCUUGGAUACACCCUCAGCCAAAGGAAGGCGUUCCCAGACUGGAAAUGUUGGACAUUUGAGGUCGUCCUCUACUUGCAGAGAUGCUCCCAUCAUCCCAGACAGGGACAGCACAGAGGUCCACGAAGCCCCCAGGAGAGCAGCUGCCCUGGACAGUGAGGAGUAUGUCAGGGACAUUGUGGGUUUACUGAAUGCCAAAGAUUUCCGGGAGCGCAUCAGCGGCGUCCGGCAGCUGCAGCUGGACACGGAGAGCAGCCCAGCCCUGGUGCUCAACAACAUCAUCAGGAUCUUUGAUGCUUUCAAGCCUCGCUUGCACGACUCCAACAGCAAAGUGAACCAGGUGGCUUUGGAGGCCCUGCACAAGAUGAUUCCACUGCUCAAAGACAAUCUAUCACCUGUGAUCAACAUAUUAAUUCCUGCCAUAGUGGACAACAACCUUAAUUCCAAAAAUCCAGGGAUUUAUGCAGCUGCCACAAACGUUAUCCAGGCUCUAUGUGAACACUUAGACACCUCCCUGCUCCUGCAGCCAUUCUGCACAAAAGCCCAGUUCCUGAGUGGGAAAGCAAAGCAGGACCUGACAGAAAAGCUGGCUGAGCUGGUGCCAGAGCUGUACCCACGGAAGCCCUGUGCUGUGGAGCAGAAGGUGCUGCCCGUGCUGUGGCACCUGCUGGGCAGCUCGGCCGGCGGCUCCGUGCCCACGGCCGCCUUAGCCCAGGCCCUGUGGGCACAGAUGGGCCCUGGGCUGCUGGCCCACGCCGCGGGCCAGCCCCCACACAUCAGGAAGAGCCUGGAGGAGCUUUUGGAGACCGGAAUGUAAAAUGGCCAUGCUGCAGAGGCUCCAGCCCAGGACCUAUCCCUGGAUUGCUCAUGAAGAACCACACGGCCACAUCAGCACCGUGCUUUACAUGGAAAAGUGGAAGAGAAUCCUGGACACAGUGAUGCAGUGCUCCUUGUGAAAAACACGUAUUUUUGUACCCUCAGAGGCAUUGGUGCAGUAUUUGUU